This is a messenger RNA of Staurois parvus, 474 nucleotides long. The record is from the annotation of a GenBank genome assembly. Lineage: Eukaryota; Metazoa; Chordata; Amphibia; Anura; Ranidae.
AUGGGCCCCUGUACCGCCUCCUCAUGCUGCUGCCAGGCCUGUAAUCUGCCAUGGGCCCCCGUACCGACUCCUCAUGCUGCUGCCAGGCCCGUAAUCUGUCAUGGGCCCCUGUACCGCCUCCUCAUGCUGCUGCCAGGUCCAGAGUGUGUCAUGGGUCCCUGUACGGCCUCCCAUUGCUGCUGUCUCCAUCGCCACACUCUGCCAUGUGCCACUUUCAGGUCUCCUCACACUGCUGGUGGGUUCCAUUUUUUCAUAGGGUGCUGUAUGGCCUCCCAUUGCUGCUGCCUCCACCGCCACACUGUGGCUCCACACUCUGGUUUUGGCCCCGUGACUGCCCAAAUGAGUGAAGUGUGCGGUGAUUCUAAGAUCGACGGCACUCAUCUGCAUGUCAUACUGACUGACAGUAUUAUUUCUCUUCCCCAGCAGACUCCAAGGGCAUUUAAAUUAAAGGUACAGUGUUCUGCACUAAUAUAA